ACAGCAGCAGCAGCAGCAGUCAGUCAGAUGCGUGUUUACUUGCUUUGUCAGCGGUGUCCCCGCACUAGUUAUCUCAUGUACCUCACCUGCUGCUGAUCAGAACCUUGGACUUUUGUCUCGGAGAGUGACUUAUCGCGUCGUCAGGUCUCCUUAUCAGCAGUUUCCUCUCUUGCAGCAUUUUGUUGCCAGCCUCUAGCGGACCUUGAUCGGGGGCACAUUGGGUUCAGAGAUUUUCUUUUUUUUUUUUUCUAGCUAACAGGGAAAGAUGACGUUAAAAUCCAAUAAAAACGAACCUGCUGUCAUACUGGAGCCGCUGAACAGCGUGCGGACGGCGCUCUCUGACCUGUACCUGGAGCAGCUCCUCCAAAACAAACCAAAGUCUGACAAGGCCGCUAUGCAAACCUACGAAAAUAAAGGGGCUGAGGUUUACACGAAUGGAAGCACUGGACACAUGAACGGGGCAGAACUGACCAGGAUGAAAGAAGUAGCAUUUGAAAAGAGUCCCUCCGAGCCAAUGGGCGUCACCCUGAAACUGAACGACAAACAACGGUGCACGGUGGCGAGAAUAUUGCACGGGGGGAUGAUCCACAGGCAAGGGUCCUUACAUGAGGGAGAUGAAAUAGCAGAAAUCAAUGGGAAAAGUGUGACAAACCAAUCUGUAGACCAGCUACAGAAGAUCCUGAAAGAAACCAGUGGAGUGGUCACAAUGAAGAUCAUUCCCAAUGCUCAGAGUCGAUCCCAGGCCUGCGAGAUGUAUAUGAGGGCCCAGUUCGAUUAUGACCCAACCAAGGAUGACCUCAUCCCAUGCAAAGAAGCAGGUCUGAAGUUUCAGACUGGAGACAUCAUUCAGAUCAUCAACAAGCAGGAUCCAAAUUGGUGGCAGGGCAGAGUGGAGAGCAGUGCUGCUGACUACGCUGGACUGAUACCCUCCCCAGAGCUCCAAGAAUGGAGGGUGGCUAGUAAAAGCAAGGCCAGAGAGGGCAGUCAGUCCUGCAGCCCAUUCGGAAAGAAAAAGAAGUGCAAAGACAAGUAUCUAGCUAAACACAGCUCUAUUUUUGACCAGCUGGAUGUGAUUUCUUACGAGGAAGUCGUCCAACUCCCUGCCUUUUCGAGAAAAACGCUGGUGCUUAUUGGUGCACCGGGUGUAGGAAGGAGGCAUAUCAAAAAUGCACUGUUGACAAGAUACCCAGAGAAAUUUUCCUACCCGGCGCCACACACUACCAGGCCCCCGCGUAAGGAUGAGGAGAACGGUCAGGAAUAUUAUUUCAUCUCCAACGAAGCCAUGACCAAGUGCAUCUCUGGAAAUGAGCUCCUGGAGUACGGCAGCUUCCAGGGGUUUAUGUUUGGUACCAAACUUGAGACCAUCCAGAAGAUCCAUGAGCAGGGCAAAAUCGCUGUGCUGGAUGUAGAACCACAGACCUUGAAAGUCUUGCGAACUGCUGAUUUUGCACCGCUGGUGAUAUUCAUCGCACCUACAGACUCCGCUGCCCAGACGGAAAACCUGCAGAUGCUCCAGAAAGAGUCGGACGCCAUUUUGACCACGUAUAGACACUUCUUUGAUGUGGUUCUCGUCAACAAUGACGUGGAUGAGAGUGUCAAAGGUGUGGAGGAGGCCAUAGAGCGGGCCACCUCCACCCCGCAGUGGGUGCCUGUAUCGUGGGUGUAUUAAAACAUGUCUGCAUGAUGCAGUUUGUGUAAAAGCAGUGCAAUAUCACUCCUUAUAUAAAACCUCGAGUUAGAAAUGUCCCAGCUGUGUUCGGGUUUACUUCGUGGUUUAUGUUGUCACUGAGUUUUUUUUUUUUUCUUUGCACAAAUGCGUUAAAAAAAUAAGCAAUAUAUAGAAAGGUUUGUUGGAGAAAGUCAAGAACCUCACCAGGGAUGUUUGUUUGGAUGUUUAGACAUUUGUGCUUCAGGCUUUUGAGGGGCUAAGGGUUCAGAUUUGGUGCAGUACAACCUUGUGAUUGUUGGAAUAUUAGAAAAUGCAAAACAGGACCACAACUGUGAAUUAAAUCCUUGUCUUUAAAAUCACUGUAUUUUUCUCAUCUACAGUAAAUUGAUUGAUCAUUGUUUCUGGA
This is a messenger RNA of Mugil cephalus (flathead mullet), 2075 nucleotides long. RefSeq names its product MAGUK p55 scaffold protein 1 (gene mpp1). Bases 266 to 1669 code for a protein of 467 amino acids. Gene Ontology annotation, molecular function: signaling receptor binding. The transcript has 12 exons. Gene Ontology annotation, cellular component: plasma membrane; cell-cell junction. NCBI's taxonomy places the organism in Eukaryota, Metazoa, Chordata, Actinopteri, Mugiliformes, Mugilidae. The record is from RefSeq and is a predicted model, not a curated record.